Chondrus crispus (carragheen) is the source of this 243-nucleotide messenger RNA. RefSeq lists its product as hypothetical. The record is from RefSeq and is a predicted model, not a curated record. The transcript has a single exon. The coding region runs from base 1 to 243 and encodes 80 amino acids. NCBI's taxonomy places the organism in Eukaryota, Rhodophyta, Florideophyceae, Gigartinales, Gigartinaceae.
AUGAAGCCGGGGGAGGCAGAGGAGGGGCCGGUGCGGUUAAGGAGGGGCGGUGAGGCCGGGAGGCGCUGCUCGCGAGUGGCGAAGCCUUUGCUGCGGACGACGGGCUUCUUUGUCACUCUGCCGGCUGCAACACGGCGCAAGUGGCGUUGGUCGGGCAUGGUGAUGAAACAGUCGCGACCGGAGUUCGAGGUGCAGAUGGCGGGGGGUGGGAGGGAUGCCGGGAAGGGAAUCAAAGAACAGUGA